Molecule: messenger RNA, 1092 nt
Organism: Amphiprion ocellaris (clown anemonefish)
Lineage: Eukaryota; Metazoa; Chordata; Actinopteri; Pomacentridae
Product: U8 snoRNA-decapping enzyme
Exons: 4
Coding region: 257-955 (232 amino acids)
Biological process (GO): sno(s)RNA catabolic process; mRNA catabolic process
Cellular component (GO): nucleus
Molecular function (GO): phosphodiesterase decapping endonuclease activity; snoRNA binding
Source: RefSeq, a predicted model, not a curated record
CUCCACACCAGCAGAGGGCGCCAGAACAUUUUCAAACGAGCCCUGAAGACGUUCCUCUGAGCUUCCUGGUUCUGCUGAGCUCCCUGUGGGUUUCUGUGCAGUGAGACUCUGAGGCCUUCAGGCUGAUCAGGAGGUUUCUGUUGACUCAGCAGUGAUAGAACCAAUCAGCAGAGCAGAGUGUUUGGAUGGUGGAGAGGCAGCCGUCCACAGUGACCAGGAAGCACUGAGUCGUGUCCUUUAGUGUGCAGACUUGUAGAUGGCGAGUGGACAGCUGUCGAGGGUGGAGGCGUUGGCAUGCGCCGGCUGCAGGCAUGCAUGCCAUGUGAUGCUCUACUGUGACACGACAACUCAGCUGUUUGGGAGAAUUCCCAUCAGACACGUCGUCUUGAUGCAGAUGCGCUUUGACGGUCUGCUGGGUUUCCCUGGCGGGCUCGUAAACCCGUCGGAGGAGACGCUGGAGGCCGGGCUCAGCAGGGAGCUGUUGGAGGAGCUGGGAGUAGCUUUACCCAUAUCUGUGGAGGAUCACGUGGACUCCUGCUACGCUCCUUCAUCCUCAUCUUCCUCCCGACAGCUCAUCACCCACUUCUAUGUGAAGAAGAUGGAGGAGGAGCAGAUUAGGGAGGUGGAGAAAGCGGCCGCAUCCACUGCAACAGAUCACGGCCAGGAGGUUCUGGGGAUGGUCAGAGUGCCGCUCUAUGCCAUGCAGGGCGGCGGUGGCCUGGCGUCUUUCCUGUCGCACUCCUUCAUCGGCAACGCUCGCUCGCAGCUCAUCGACUCUCUGCUGCGUCUCAACCUCGUUUCCCCGGCGGAGCUGCAGAAAGCGCUCGCAAACUCUCUGAAGAUCCACACGAAAGCUGCGAGGGACCUUCGAACGGCAACGGAAACACUGCUGAAACUCACCUGCUCUGGAAACAAACAGUUUGACCCUCAGCAACACAAUCCUGCACACGCUUAAUCCUGCACGCCGUCAUGCUCAUCCUGAGCUGGUGACUCAUAAUUGCAAACUGUGCAUCAAACACUUUGUGGGGGGAAAAAAACACAUUCUCACCCCCUCACCAUUAAUGGAAAUAAAGGUAUUUACUGUCCAACACA